AAUUAUUUGCUUUUCUCUUUUUUAAAAUAUAAAAACCGAUCCUCUUCCUCUUCCAUUGCCACAAAUAAAAAGAAAAAAAAAGGAAGCAACUUUUUUCUCUCAAAAACCUCUCCUUUUUUUCUAAGAAGCUGCGUCAUCUCUACGAAUCCAUUCCUCCCUUUUGCUUCCUCCUCCGACGAUCAGUCUCCUUCCUCCAUCGCCGCGCGCGCGCUCCGUGGGACUCUGAGCUUGAAGCUUUGUGUAAUCCUCCAUGGGGCACAGACAUUUUCCUGGUUCAUCCCAAUUUUUUGAUGAUGAUGAACAUGAUCAAGGCUGGAAUCAUAUACACCCAGAGCAUCCAUAUACGAGUCUAGAAAGAUCUGGGACCAGUGAGAACAACAGACCGCAUGCUUAUCUAGCAGAAAACUUGUUGAGUGAAGGAGUGCCAGUUUCUUCACAUUGGAACUCUUCUACAGGACCAAAUGCCUACACUGCUCCAGGUCAUGGUGUGGAGAGGCCACAUUACAAUCCAGGCACUUCGGGCCCAUCCCAUGUUCCUUUCAUGAGCUCAGCAGUCUCUGCUCCACAUGAAACUUAUGUGACAUCUGCAUCUGCUUCGAACUGCAACAGCCAUACAUGGUCAAAUGAUAGCUAUGCUGAUCUACCUAUGGAAAAUAUGAGAGGAUCACUGAAGCGGAAAGCCCCAUAUGAUGCUUCCAACUAUGAAAUGGGUAGCUCAAGCCAGUACCACGGUGACAGAGCUUCCUCAGACAUGCAUUUCCCCUCGGAGUUGCACAUGGGAAAAUCAAUAACUCAUGAUCAUGAUCCUCAUUACAUGCCGUGGCCCAUGGACCCAACUCACAGAAGUAAUAAUCUCUCUAUCAGAGGAGAGAGUUCUUCAAGGAAUGUCCGGAGCCGUCCUACACUUGAUUUAGAGACGGGCCUUGAUUCUCAUCCUACACACCACAAUGUUGAGCAUCCUAGUUCAGGUCAGUUUCCUGGUCAGGCAUCUCACAGAGAUAAGGACUGGUGGAACUGUCCUAGACUCUCCCCUGUUCCCGGAGAUAUAAAUGGCUUUAGUCCAGAGACAAGUAACUUUCUUCCUGGGAGAAGUGUUGUUAACAACACAUCUGGUGAUACCUCUGGCUAUCACCAGGGGAUAACCGGAAACAGAAACUCUACAGCUUCACACUGUUUCCCCGGAACUUCAACGCAAUCUCCAAGCAGCUCCCGCUUCUCUCAUAGGUCAACACCUACCUAUAGAGCUUCAUCAAACGGUUUGCGGUUGGGACAUGUAGCAUCUUCUUCUGCAGACAGGUCUCAUUUUGUUAAUGAGACAUACCCUUCUAGGCAUCUAAGGCCACCACCUCACAUUUCAUGGCGUAGCAACGGUCGCCCAGGGAGACGCAGGAGUUCCUAUGAGAGGUUUCAGCCUCAUAUCGAUGAAGCUGCUCUCCAUGAACGGUUUUCAUCUCAGGGAUUUAUGGUUGUAGAUCACCAUCUGCAGCAUGGAUCCAGAAAUAUGCUUGAUCACCACAGAGACAUGAGGCUGGACAUAGAUGACAUGACCUAUGAGGAGCUUCUUGCGCUUGGAGAAAGGAUUGGGAGUGUCAACACUGGUCUAUCCAACAACUCAAUCUCCAGUUGCUUGUCAGAGACCACAUAUUACCCUUUGUAUCAAACGGAUGAGCUAAGAAAAUGUGCAAUCUGCCUGGAGGAGUACGUGGAAGGAGAAGAGUUAGGAGAGGUUAAAGGGUGUGGUCAUGACUACCAUGGUGGGUGCAUCAAGAAAUGGCUGUCUAUGAAGAACUCUUGCCCUAUCUGCAAAUCCCCUGCUUUACCAGAUGCUUCUUCUAAAAACCCAUAAUAAACUGUAUUUAGAUUAUUAGUUUACCUCCUUUGCUUUAUGGUUAUAUUUUCUGUGUGCAUGUUUUUUUUUUUAAAGAAAAACAAAAACAUAAGUUGUCUUAGUGAUGGGUUGUAAAUAGAAGGGAAAUCUUCUUUAUGACAAAGAGGUGAUAUUUCCCUUGACUUUCCCCUGAGGAUUGGUAAGCUCUUCUCAAGUUCUGUAA
This is a messenger RNA of Brassica oleracea var. oleracea, 2051 nucleotides long. Its product is annotated as E3 ubiquitin-protein ligase MBR2. Bases 251 to 1846 code for a protein of 531 amino acids. NCBI's taxonomy places the organism in Eukaryota, Viridiplantae, Streptophyta, Magnoliopsida, Brassicales, Brassicaceae. The transcript is spliced from 7 exons. Gene Ontology annotation, molecular function: zinc ion binding; ubiquitin protein ligase activity. The record is from RefSeq and is a predicted model, not a curated record.